Molecule: messenger RNA, 664 nt
Organism: Camellia sinensis
Lineage: Eukaryota; Viridiplantae; Streptophyta; Magnoliopsida; Ericales; Theaceae
Source: RefSeq, a predicted model, not a curated record
UGUAGAAGAAGAGAAAGAGGAAAGCAAAAAGGGAUUCAUAGAAUCUCUCAAGGUAUUAGAGGGAGAGCUUGGUGAUAAGCCAUACUUUGGAGGUGAAGCUUUCGGCUUUGUAGACAUUGCUCUGGUCACCUUUUACAGUUGGUUUUACACCUAUGAGACCCUUGGCAACUUCAGUCUAGAGCAAGAGUGCCCCAAGCUAAUUUCAUGGGCCAAGAGGUGCAUUGAGAAAAAUGAAAGUGUUUCCAAGUCUCUUCCUCACCAGCACAAGAUCUAUGACUUUUUUUUGGAUUUGAAAAAGAAGAUAAAUGCAAGAACAUGAGCUUAUUAAUACUAUCAUAUCGGUCAAAUAAAAAAUAAGUUGGAUCUAGGAUCUCUAGUUUAUUUCAAGUCACUUUUCUAUUACAAUAGAUCUAUUUGGUUUAACCUUAUAUGGUGAAGAGGAGUCUCAAAAUAGGGUACUGUGAGAUCCGAAUAGAGAAUUUCCUAUUUAUUUAUGGUUACACUUUGUGUGUAAUUUUUCUUUUUUCUUUUUCGUUCUCUGGUCUAUGGUUGUUUGUGUUUAUGUUUGUUGUCUUUUUAAUUGUAAUAGGGAUAAAAUAAAAUAAAAUAAAAAUAAAAAGGUCGCCUGUAUGUUGGAAAUGCUAUUGUCUUGUUUUUGUCCUAA